GAAUUGAGGAAAGACGCAUCCAGGACAUCGACUCAUUAAUCGCCCGUCUCUCCUACACACAGUAGUUCACGCCAGUUUCGCUCAUCGGCAGGUCAGCUUGCGAAAAAUUCAAGCAUAUACUUUCUUUUUUUACACGUGAAUUUACUAACAUUUAACGAAAACCUCACACUAGAGAGGAUUGGCGUGUAUUCGAAGUGGAUUUCCACGGCUAACGUUAGCCCUUAAGCUACGAAAAAAAAAACAAAUCCGGAGAGCGAUUUUAAUUUUUCUGACAGACAAAACUGCAGACAUAUACUUCAGGAAUUUUUUUCUAAUCUCAUAGAUGAUUAAAAUCAUGCGUAUGAUGCUUCACAGCUAAAAACACGUUUUAUUCAAUCUAAACUAGUGUCUUUUUUGUUAUAUUGGCAUUUCCUUCGCUAAGCUAGCAACUCCAAACAAAGAAAGAAAAGCAUUUGUCGUCGCCUCGUCAACUUUUCGGCCCAAUCCCGUUUUUUUAUUGUCAUUUGGAUAGAAAUAAAUCUGAAAUGGCACAACAAAGCAGUUCUCAGGUCGCCAGCUCUCAAAAAGCUUUAAUGUUGGAGAUGAAGUCUCUGCAGGAGGAACCGGUGGAGGGUUUCAAGAUCACAUUAGUGGAUGAAGCUGAUCUCUACAACUGGGAAGUGGCGAUCUUUGGACCCCCAAACACUCAUUACGAAGGGGGGUAUUUCAAGGCUCGUAUCAAGUUCCCAAUCGACUACCCUUAUUCACCGCCCACAUUCAGAUUCCUCACCAAAAUGUGGCACCCCAACAUCUAUGAGAACGGCGACGUGUGUAUCUCCAUUCUGCAUCCUCCAGUAGAUGAUCCACAGAGCGGAGAACUUCCAUCUGAGAGGUGGAAUCCCACACAGAACGUCAGAACGAUCCUGUUGAGUGUCAUCUCUCUGCUGAAUGAACCAAACACAUUUUCUCCAGCAAACGUCGACGCCUCAGUCAUGUACCGCAAAUGGAGAGACAGUAAAGGAAAAGACAGGGAAUACGCAGAGAUCAUAAGAAAACAGGUUUUGGCCACUAAAGCAGAAGCAGAACGGGACGGCGUUAAAGUCCCCACCACACUGGCGGAGUACUGUGUGCGCACACGUGCCCCCGCACCUGACGAGGGGUCUGACCUGUUGUACGAUGAUUACUAUGACGAUGAAGACUUGGAGGAUGAGGAUGAGGACGACGAGGACUGCUGCUAUGACGAAGACGACUCAGGAAAUGAGGAGUCAUGACGACAUUCCUAUCGUCACGUUCAUCCCCGUCUCCAUCAGCAUUACUUUGGAAGUUGAAAUGUUAAGGCAUGCACUAGCAUUAACAUUCUGUCAAAAUGGCCCUUUUCUUUCCCUAAAGGACAAAAAAUGUGUUUGUUUUUUUGUGAUAAAAGCAUAAUGCUGCCUCCCUCGGUGUCAGUUGUGCUGACCUUCAGCUUUUCUCCAGAAUCAUUCUCUGGUUUGCUCGACAUUUUGUUUUAAAGUGAGCAUGUGCGAUUGAAAAUUUGAGAGAGUGGGUGCAUUGACAGACAAAAGUGUUUGUCUCUGAUCUUCCGCAAUCCUUGAAGAUGAUCACUCUGAUCAGCCACGCUCACUUCUUUGCUUUAAGCACAUUAGAAUAAUUCCGCAAUGAAGUGGUAAAGGUCUAACUUUUUUUUGCCCUUAAAAGGAUUUGUGAAAACCAUUCAAGGAUGGUUAAUUGAUAAAACCUUGUAAAAUAUUGAAAAUAAUUCACAACACAAUAUUUAACUUAUAGUGUCACUUUAAAUUAUUGAAAUGAUGUGUUUAUUAGUUCCAUGAUAUAGGACUUCCAUCAGAGAUGGAUAUAGUCGGACACAACUGGUUGGGUUGGUGUUUGGAUGUGUUGUCUUUGUUUUUUUCUAAAGCAUUGAUAAAAUUGUUGUCCUCUUAACCCGAAUCUUAUUUAAUCUGCGGUGAGGGUUUUUUAUUAAUAGAUGUUUGUUUUUCAUGUGUUUUUUUUCUGGGAUGUAGGGUGACUCUUUCUUUGUUUGUUUUGCGUUAUCGCUCAGUAAAAUGAUGACACAUCCUGCGUCAUGAUGUCACAAUCAGAAUUUUCCUUUAAGCUGUCUGGAGGUGUGUUGGGGUUCGCCUCUCUCGCUUCAAAUUGAACUCAUGCUGACUGACUCUCAGGAUAAACCAAUCGGGACGAAGAAAACCCACAAACAAAAAAAGUAUUUUUCUCACACCUGCAAGUCAUCCAUCUUUGCAAUAUUGUUUUGAAGACAAUUUACAACCGUAUCCCAAGAAGCUGAGAUGCACAUGAUAUAAUUGACCUGUAUGUAUUUUUACGGUUUGUUGGCCUAUUUAAAACGGAAUAAAGAUCUUUAUUAGAA
Messenger RNA from Triplophysa dalaica, 2362 nucleotides. RefSeq names its product cell division cycle 34 homolog (S. cerevisiae) b (gene cdc34b). The record is from RefSeq and is a predicted model, not a curated record. Bases 525 to 1250 code for a protein of 241 amino acids. Gene Ontology annotation, biological process: protein polyubiquitination; ubiquitin-dependent protein catabolic process. The transcript is spliced from 5 exons. Gene Ontology annotation, molecular function: ubiquitin conjugating enzyme activity. Lineage: Eukaryota; Metazoa; Chordata; Actinopteri; Cypriniformes; Nemacheilidae.